AUGAAUGUAUUGGUUGAAAAAAUUAUUGGAAAUGCUUUUACUCCCGUUCAACCAAUCCAUUCAUGCCAAAUGUCCGGGUGCUCGGGUGCUGGCACCGCGAACUCUUCGUUAGGAACGGCCCUGAGGGGGGCGCCCUAG
This is a messenger RNA of Chondrus crispus (carragheen), 138 nucleotides long. RefSeq lists its product as hypothetical. Bases 1 to 138 code for a protein of 45 amino acids. The transcript has a single exon. NCBI's taxonomy places the organism in Eukaryota, Rhodophyta, Florideophyceae, Gigartinales, Gigartinaceae. The record is from RefSeq and is a predicted model, not a curated record.